GAGACUGAGAGAGACGGAGAGACUGAGAGAGACGGAGUGAUUUUGGAAUGAAGUGGGUUUACUGGCUUCACCUCCUCGCGUGGAGUACAGUCACCACCGGAGCAUGGAGUGCAGUCACCACCGGAGGAGACUACUAUGACUAUAUGACUGUGAGUGAUGAUGGAGAGAGUGGAUCAGGCCUCAUUCCUGGUUCCCAGGGCGAUCAGCUGGAAAUCUCCACGUUGACAAACCUCAGCAUCUUUUUAAUGGAUUUCAGCCGCCUGAAGAGGUUACCCGUGGUGGUCAUCGCCAACCAGAUAGACCGGGCGCUGGGCGGCAUGAACUGGGGCGCUGUGGAGAAGGGCACCAGGCUAAGGGCAGCCUCCACUCUGCUGCACACGGUGGCCCUGGCACUGAUGGCCUCACCUACUGCCAGUGCCGUGGCUCCGCUGUCAAUCUCCACCCACAACCUGGACGUUGAAAUCCGUUCCCACCGAGGAAAUGCCAUGGCAGACGAUCGGCUGGUCCUGAACGUGACCGGCAACGAGAUGGAGCUGUACUGGUCGGCCAUCACAACAGACAACCACACAGGCCCCACCAGGGUGGGAUUCAUCAACUACCACAACCUGGGCUCGGCCCUGGAGGGAGCGUGGGCCGGAGAGGGGGCCAGAGAGGGGGCCGGUCCGGAGCCGGCCGACUUCCGUCUGAUCUCCAGCGUGGUGACGGUGGCGGUGGGCCAGGGGUUCGGCUCAUCGCUGAGGGAGCCCCUCAACCUCACCCUCAUGCACUCCGAGGAAGUGGGCAGUGGGAUCGUGCAGUGCUUCAGCUUGCCGCUGGGUGAGGAGGGGAUGGACUGGAGCCAGCGGGGGUGUGAGGUGGUCACCGCGGGCAGGGACCGCACCACCUGCCGGUGCCAAUACCUGGCCAGCUUCGCCAUCCUGGCAUCACCAGCACCUGUACAGGACCACGUUGCUCUCCACAUUAUCACGGUGGUCGGGGUGAGUGUGUCGCUCGUGGGGCUGGCAGUGGCCGUCGCCACCUUCGCCCUGUGCCGCUCGGUGCCGCGGGAGACCCGGGCCAUGCACGCCAACCUCUGCCUCAGCCUCUUCCUGGCACAGCUCCUCUUUGUCACCGGCAUCAACAGCACGUCCUACCAGGUUGUGUGUGCGCUGAUUGCUGCCUCCCUACACUACCUCUUCCUGGCUGCCUUUGCCUGGAUGUUCCUGGAGGGGCUGCAGCUCUUCCUGGUCACCAGGGAACUGGGCAGGUUGAAGGUGCGAGGCGCGGGCACCCUGGGCAUCGGACGCCUCUACCUGCUGGGGUACGUGCCGCCGGCACUGGUGGUGGGCAUCACCGCCGCGGUAUACCACCGUGGCUACGGAUCACAACAACACUGCUGGCUGCAACUGGAGAGAGGAUUCAUCUGGAGUUUCCUGGGACCCGUCUGCUUCAUAAUCCUGGUUAACCUCUACCUCUUCACAGCCACGCUCUGGGCUCUGCGGAAACAGCUGGCCACCCUGAAUGCAGAUGUGUCCAUGAUCAAGAACAGAUGGGGUGUGGUGCUGCGGGCUGUGGCUCGGCUCUUUGUAUUGGGCAUCACCUGGGCCCUGGGCCUGUUCCAGGUGGGUGGUGGGUCGCUGGUGAUGACCUACCUGUUCACCAUCAUCAACAGCUUCCAGGGGACCUUCAUCUUCAUCAUCCUGUGUCUGCUCAGCAAGCAGGUGAGGAGUGAGUACCGCUCCUGCUUCAGUCGACAGCGCACCCCGUCCUUCUGGUUGGAGUCAAACGCCACCAGCACCAGCACCAGCCCCACCCCGGUGGAGAUGAGCGGGCUGGAGAGCAGGCCUGGGGUCUGAUGGAGGCUGGAGGGGGCGGUGGGGACAGUCGGCGGUGGUGAGGGCAGGAGGGACCGCCGCGCGCAUUGUUGCAGAGGUCGGUGGAGGCUUCGACACCAAGCGGGACGUUCGAUACUAACGCCAACAUCUCCAGCAGUGCUCAACGGACAGACUUGGCCCAGGGGUGGGGAAGGGUCUCGACCCGAAACGUCACCCAUUCCUUCUCUCCAGAGAUGCUACCUGUCCCGCUGAGUUACU
This is a messenger RNA of Amblyraja radiata (thorny skate), 2072 nucleotides long. RefSeq names its product adhesion G protein-coupled receptor E3-like. The record is from RefSeq and is a predicted model, not a curated record. NCBI's taxonomy places the organism in Eukaryota, Metazoa, Chordata, Chondrichthyes, Rajiformes, Rajidae. Gene Ontology annotation, cellular component: plasma membrane. The transcript is spliced from 17 exons. The coding region runs from base 48 to 1835 and encodes 595 amino acids. Gene Ontology annotation, biological process: cell surface receptor signaling pathway; adenylate cyclase-activating G protein-coupled receptor signaling pathway. Gene Ontology annotation, molecular function: G protein-coupled receptor activity.